Molecule: messenger RNA, 3535 nt
Organism: Ictidomys tridecemlineatus (thirteen-lined ground squirrel)
Lineage: Eukaryota; Metazoa; Chordata; Mammalia; Rodentia; Sciuridae
Gene: Wnt11
Product: Wnt family member 11
Biological process (GO): multicellular organism development; neuron differentiation; canonical Wnt signaling pathway
Cellular component (GO): extracellular region
Molecular function (GO): frizzled binding; cytokine activity
Source: RefSeq, a predicted model, not a curated record
GGGAUCUGCUAAGGCUGGGGGCGCCCGAGUCCGAGGGGACCGCCACGACCCCCUUGGGCACCCAUUCCCGGGCAAGCACAGCAUGUCCUCCAUACCUCUCUUCCGCGGCAGUCCUAGGAAUUCCGCUUGCGCAGCGCAGCUUCGGUACCUGACUUGAGAGUGGUUGCGGGAUGGGGUGGGCUGCGCAGUUCCUAGGGCCCUCACGGACCUUUCCUGGCCCUGUCCCCCACUCCAGGACUCGACCCCCUCCCUUCUAGUCAGCCUGCUGAUGAGGUCAUGCCCGAGCCAUCCCGGGGGUGGGGGACUUGGAUCCCUCGGCAAAGGGAGUGUGUGCGAGGCGGGAGAGGGUAGCAAAAGGCAGAGAAAUUCGGCAGCUCCUACCAAAUUGGAGGAUGGGGGACGGAUGCCUUGUUUUGAGAACUUCCAAAGGCAAUCAGGGUAAGGCAAAAACCGAGUUUGUUUACAGACCUGAGUUCCAGGAUGGGGGUUGGGGGGGAGGAGAGACCUGACCCCUGCCCCGCGGCACAUCUGGAGCCACCCUGAACAUCUGGCUGAGUUCGCGCAGGAGCCCACACCUCCCGCCACAACCCCCAUACCCGGCGCUGCGGUGUCUCCUGUUCCCUCAUGGACCUGGGGUACGCAAAGUCGAGCUCCAGAGUAGGAAUCCCAAGCUCCCCACCCUCCUCUUCCACUUCCAAAACACCGAAUCUCCGCGGUGACGCGGCGCAGCGGCCGCAGCUGAGCAGACAUAUCCCGAAAGACUCGGGAUUGGGGUAAAAGCCCGUUGGCGGUUGCUGCCUUGCUACACUUCUCCAGGUAACCUUGAAGCCGUGAUUCACUCGGUCCACUACCCGAGGGCUGCACUACCCGAGGCUAGACCCGCCAGCGCGGACCUUCCGUGCAGCGUGGACACUGCCCCUGGUCGCGGCGCUCGCUCUGGGCCCAGCACCGGCGUGUCGGGGUAAGGGAGGCUAUGCAAAUCCUCGCCUCCUUAAGCUCAGAGCGUAGGCUGCCCUAGAGGCGAGGUUUCCGGAGACCUCCACGGCACGAGACAUGACCACCUGUUGUCGGCACUACGCUCACGGUGUCCAGCGUGUGCACAGCCGUGGCGGUCCCCUUCUCCACCUGCUGCAGGUUGGGUAGCUUGGACCUAUUCUCCAGGAGGAGGGAGGAAAGGACCUCUAUCUCUGCAGACCCCGCACUUUAACGCGAGCGCACCACUACGCGCCUGGCCCCUAACGAGGCUCCGCGCAGGGCCUGAAACAAGUGAUCAGGACUGACCGAGGCACGUAGAUGUCUUAAAGAAAGACCGGAACGGAGAGAGGACUCAUUCCACACAUCAUCCCACCCUCAGACGAGGACACCCGGACCCAGGAAGAGGAGGAGAAUUGCCCAAAGUCUCACCGCUGGGGAGAUCCCACCUUGAACCCCGGCUUAGCGCCCCCUGGCGGGCCGGGGACUCCGAGAGGCGAGUGCGCUCUGACCCGCAGGGCUUAGGUUGAGGGUGACCCAGCGGCCCGUGUGGCUGUCCUGGAGGUUCUUACACGGGACGGGAAUAUCCGUCAGGACCCAGAGGCCCAGGCCAGAAACUUCCUCCACCAGCGACGAGGUGGAGCGCCGGAGGAAAUCUGGAACUGUCGAAGCCACUCGGAAAGAGCAGAGACUUGCUGCAGGCCUAGGUCCCGGUGCACCGUGUGACCUGGGCGGUCUCUCCUCUCCCUAGGAGAGUUGGACUAGACACUGAUCCUCCGCUGCGGCGUGCGCGCAGGACCCGCGGCGGUGGCGGUGCAGGCGGCGGGACUUCGGCGUGGCUUCUGCUGGGUGCGACCCCCGGGCGUGCCCGCGGCGCGACGAUGAGGGCGCGGCCGCAGGUCUGCGAGGCUCUGCUCUUCGCCCUGGCACUCCAGACCGGCGUGUGCUAUGGCAUCAAGUGGCUGGCGCUGUCCAAGACGCCGGCCGCCCUGGCGCUGAACCAGACGCAGCACUGCAAGCAGCUGGAGGGCCUGGUGUCUGCACAGGUCCAGCUGUGCCGCAGCAACCUGGAGCUCAUGCAUACCAUCGUGCGCGCCGCCCGCGAAGUCACCAAGGCCUGCCGCAGGGCCUUCGCCGACAUGCGCUGGAACUGUUCCUCCAUUGAGCUCGCCCCCAACUACCUGCUUGACCUGGAGAGAGGGACCCGGGAGUCGGCCUUCGUGUAUGCGCUGUCGGCGGCCGCCAUCAGCCACGCCAUCGCCCGGGCCUGCACCUCUGGCGACCUGCCCGGCUGCUCCUGCGGCCCCGUCCCAGGUGAGCCACCCGGGCCUGGGAACCGCUGGGGAGGAUGUGCGGACAACCUCAGCUACGGGCUCCUCAUGGGAGCCAAGUUUUCCGAUGCUCCUAUGAAGGUGAAAAAAACAGGAUCCCAAGCCAAUAAACUGAUGCGUCUACACAACAGUGAAGUGGGGAGACAGGCUCUACGUGCCUCUUUGGAAACGAAGUGUAAGUGCCAUGGGGUGUCUGGCUCCUGCUCCAUCCGCACCUGCUGGAAGGGGCUGCAGGAGCUGCGGGACGUGGCCGCUGACCUCAAGACCCGCUACCUGUCGGCCACCAAGGUAGUUCACCGACCCAUGGGCACCCGCAAGCACCUGGUGCCCAAGGACCUGGAUAUCCGGCCUGUGAAGGACUCAGAACUCGUCUAUCUGCAGAGCUCGCCUGACUUCUGCAUGAAGAACGAGAAGGUGGGCUCCCACGGCACACAGGACAGGCAGUGCAACAAGACGUCCAACGGCAGUGACAGCUGCGACCUCAUGUGCUGUGGCCGUGGCUACAACCCCUACACGGACCGCGUGGUAGAGCGGUGCCGCUGCAAGUAUCACUGGUGCUGCUACGUCACCUGCCACAGCUGCGAGCGCACCGUGGAGCGCUACGUCUGCAAGUGAGGCCACGCCCUCGCCCAGCAGGAGCGCCGACUCCUCGGACCCUCAGCCGGGCGGGGCCUGGAGGCGCCCCCUGGACUUUUCCCAUGCCAAUUCCAGCUGCCAGGCGCGGGAGGCGGCUUGGGUUUUGCCUCCACUUGGAAGCCACCAGGAACAGAAGGCCUGGUCACUCUGGAAGGAGGGCCGAGACAUCAAAGGAGCCGACAAGAUUAAAAAUAACCUGGCAGCCCCAGGCCCUGGAGUGUCGCGCUGCCUUCCAGACUGGUCCAAGCAGCCAGGGUAAGAGGCUGGUGAGACUGUGUGGACUUGACCUUUCGGGGCCACGAAGAUGAGCCUUUGGGAAUGUUCUGCGGGGCCCUCGGCCCACCACAUGGAACCACUAGAUUGGGUUGUAAAUGUUUUUCGGGUUUUUUUUUUUUUCCUUCUUCUUCCUCCUUUGGGAUGUGGGAGCUACAGAAAUAUUUAUAAAACAUAGCUUUUUCUUUGGGGUGGCUCACCUCAGUUCCUCUUUAUAUAUUUUAUAUAUAUAAAUAUAUAUAUAUAUAAUGAUUAUAUUUUAAACAAGCUUUUCAAACAGCUGUAUGGAAUAAAUGCUGAGCGAGCCCCAGCCCGCCCCUGCA